GCUAUAGAGUACUAUCUUUGUAACUACUGUUGAGUUGAGCGGAGUUGAGCGGAUGUGUUGGAUUUGUUCGCCGUGGUAGUCUUCUCUCUCGGGGGUAUUUACUCACCCAUUGCCAGCUUCACAAGUAAAAUCGUUUCAUGCAGAGUACUCCCAAUACCUGCGAACCAUACUUAAGCUGCCGUUGGCUAAAAGCUCUCUCGGACAUUGUGGAACCUCUCCUUUCACGACGAGGCCUCCUCGCCACCCCGCCUGCAGUUGCGUCUUACAUCUUUGCCCUGCCUAGGAACAGCAUCGAUGUGCAGCUAUUCAGGAACGAGCGGCAGCGCUCAUAGGAUAAAGGAGUCAGAGAUGCGGUCACCACGAAGCCCGAGGAUGCGGGUUUUGGAAAUCCUUGGCGCGGCGGAGACCGCGGCUGUGACGGCCGCGGAUGAUGCAGCAGCAGAAGCCCUGUCGGGUCCGAUGCAGCUGUUGCGAGUCUCCGACGAAGUGCAGCCGGCGCCCGCUGCCGAUGCUGUGGGGCUGGAGGAGUCCCUGGUGGAGUGUGAGUCGCCACGCCGUUGCGCUAAGCGUGCCGCGGACUGCUUCGGUCCGCAGCAAGAAAGCAAGCGGCGAUCAUCACUUGAGGAGCGGCGGGACGUGCCUAUGGAGCCGGCGGCGGUAAACUCGGGCGGCCUGGCCAAUGCUGAUGCGCCACAGCCAGCUCUCGCUUGCGAUGUGUCCACGCCCGCCCGCCUGCUUCCCGCGGGCAUGGACGCCGUAACGGUGGUGGCGGAGGGGCCGCUAGACGAGUACCGCUUUAACAUGUUCAUGAACGACCUGCUGGCGGAGCGGCGGAACGACAUCGUGGGCUUCAAAGGCGUGCUGUGCGUGCAGGGCUGCGGUGACAUCCGGUUCGCAAUCAGGGGCUCGCGGCGAUCAAUUCGCUAUGGCCCGUCUGGGCAGGCCUGGCAGCCGGAGGAGUCGCGUGUGAGCCGCAUGGUCUUCAUCGGCCGUGGGCUGGACAAAGAGGAUCUCGCGGCAGGCUUUCGCACCUGCAUCGCAGCGCCGGUGCCGCAGGUGGCUGCCCCUCGCUGAGCGCUGGAGUCCCGGGCUUGAAACCCAACGGUCACUGCGGCAACAGGGUCUGUAUCGCCCUGCUCUCUGACUGACCUUGGCGCCAAGUCCGGGUCCUGGCUGACGCAUUAGGCUCCACGCAUGCGCGCGCGCGCCUGGCGUCCAUUGUUGGGACUGUGACACUGUUCUAUUUAUAGAUGUGUGCGAGUGGGAUUGUGGUCAUUAUGGCCCAACCUGCCGACUUCGUGCUCGCUCAGUAUCUGUACAGAUGCACUGCUGAAUUCAUGUUUGCAUCGGAGAUAAUUCAUGUGGUGAUGAUGUCGAUUCCGGACUUGUACCGCACCUAAAGCAUUGAGGCCACGGGACCUGCGGCCUCUUGACGCACUGUCAGGACGGCGCCGGCCUUGGCACACUGCUAAUGCAGUUGUGGGGAUGUCGGCUGGACGCACAGGCACAGGAGGAGGUAGCGCCUUCCUAGGCCUGAGACGUACAGCAUGUACCCGCACUGCCGCUCAUUUAUCUGUAUGCCUCCGCUACCGAGAUGUAGUUGAUGGGAGGCAGCGCUAGAGUUUGGCAAUUCAAGCUCCUAAAUAUCUUCCUAAGAACUUCGGCUACUCCUGCCGGCACUGACGGGUAGCACCAUCGGGCAGGUAGCGCGUUGUUGUGUCGCUGUGCACUUGAACCGUUUGCCAACACUCCAUCCCCCAAUUCCAAGGGCGGAAGAGUGGUGUAGGUGCGCUCAGAGAGCUGGUUGGUAAAUAUUAAUGCAUGUUGUUGUCGAGUUUGCUGCAACUGGUGCUGUGUGGACUGGGUCGGUGUCGGAAGGCCUGGUGGUGGUGGCGGGUAAGGAAAUGUGGGAAAACAAUCCAGGGGUUCCCUGGAACAUUCGGAAGGGGGGCGGGCGCGGGGGCUGGGGCCGGGGGAAUAACCAAUAACGGGCUCGAGGGCUUGCAGCGCUUCUGGGGACUAGGGAGAGGCUGAUGCCGCAUGGGCUUUGACAGCCGCCAUGUGUGAGUCUGGUGUAAAGCAAGAGUUCU
Chlamydomonas reinhardtii is the source of this 2090-nucleotide messenger RNA. RefSeq lists its product as uncharacterized. The transcript has 5 exons. Bases 295 to 1074 code for a protein of 259 amino acids. The record is from RefSeq and is a predicted model, not a curated record. Gene Ontology annotation, cellular component: cytoplasm. NCBI's taxonomy places the organism in Eukaryota, Viridiplantae, Chlorophyta, Chlorophyceae, Chlamydomonadales, Chlamydomonadaceae.